Messenger RNA from Physella acuta, 1982 nucleotides. RefSeq names its product calcium-binding protein P. NCBI's taxonomy places the organism in Eukaryota, Metazoa, Mollusca, Gastropoda, Physidae. Gene Ontology annotation, molecular function: protein binding. The record is from RefSeq and is a predicted model, not a curated record.
AUGGAACUAACAACCAGCAACAACCAGGUGGUGUAGGACAACCAGGUGCUGGACAACCAGGUGCUGGACAACCAGGUGCUGUAGUACAACCAGGUGCUGGACAACCUGGUGCUGUAGUACAACCAGGUGCUGGACAACCAGGUGCUGUAGUACAACCAGGUGCUGGACAACCAGGUGCUGGACAACCAGGUGCUGGACAACCAGGUGCUGGACAACCAGGUGCUGGACAACCAGGUGCCGUAGUACAACCAGGUGCUGGACAACCUGGUGCUGGACAACCAGGUGCUGGACAACCAGGUGCUGGACAACCAGGUGCUGGACAACCAGGUGCUGGACAACCAGGUGCUGGACAACCAGGUGCUGGACAACCUGGUGCUGGACAACCAGGUGCUGGACAACCAGGUGCUGGACAACCAGGUGCUGUAGUACAACCAGGUGCUGGACAACCAGGUGCUGGACAACAACCAGGUGCUGUAGUACAACCAGGUGCUGGACAACCUGGUGCUGGACAACCAGGUGCUGGACAACCAGGUGCUGGACAACCUGGUGCUGGACAACCAGGUGCUGGACAACCAGGUGCUGGACAACCAGGUGCUGGACAACCAGGUGCUGGACAACCAGGUGCUGGACAACCAGGUGCUGGACAACCUGGUGCUGGACAACCAGGUGCUGGACAACCAGGUGCUGGACAACCUGGUGCUGUAGUACAACCAGGUGCUGGACAACCAGGUGCUGGACAAUCAGGUGCUGGACAACAACCAGGUGCUGGUGGACAACCAGCUGGAGGACAACCUGGUGCUGGACAACAACCAGGUGCUGGUGGACAACCAGCUGGAGGACAACCUGAUGGUGGACAACAACCUGGUGCUGGAGGACAACCUGAUGCUGUAGUACAGCCAGGUGCUGGGGGACAACCAGAUGUACAGACUCCAGUCAAGGGUGAAAAGAUUUUCACGUUUUUAACGGCCACGAAAAAGAAGCUUAAAGGUCACGUGCUGGUCACGUGGGACGUGCAGGACAUCUACCUGGACGACAAGAUCACCUACACGCUGGUCACAGAGUACUCACGCAUCGGAGACUGUGCCACUGUGACCAGCCUAGACAGACAGGAGAUUCCUUUGGCGGAGAGAAUUCGAUCUUACGAGCUGGUUGGGAUUCGAACCUGGUCCACUUUGUUUAUCACGUUAAAGGGUGUGAGAGAUGACAACACAGCUGAUCAGAUCACACAGACGGUUGUCACACAUGAGACAGUUCCGACCGGCAAAGUGACCGGAAUAAAGCCGGUUUCCCUGCAGCCGGAAACAGCUCAGUUGACCUGGAUGCCGCCGGCCUGUGAACAGAGGGGCGGGCUACUCACCCGGUAUGACGUGGAGUAUGGCACCUUGGCGAACCCCAGUAGCACUCUGCCUGUGACCACCAAAGUGGACUUUGUCCUGCUAACUGGCCUCACAGCCUACACCAAAUACCACAUCCGGGUCCGCUACGUCAACACUGAAGGUGAAGGCCCUUUCAGCGAUUUCUUCGACUUUGACACCAGCCAAGGGCCCGCCGGCCAGCCUAUGGUGUACAACUUCACAUACGACGACAUCUCUGUUGGGAUCAUCAUCGUGUCGCCCGUCUUGCCCAAUGGUCAGAUUGAUGAGUAUAACAUCCAGAUCACAGGUGGCAAGUUCUCCAUGGCGAAUUUAUUCACCGUGGUCAACGGGACGGAUUACGUCAUCGGCGGACUCACCCCGGACACGAGCUACUACAUCAAGGUUCGAGCAAGGAACGGGGCCGGCUGGGGAGACUGGAGCAAACAGCUGUACGUGAGGACCAGGGGAGAGGUUCGGCCAUCCGUGCUGGCCAUGCGCCAGACGUUGGCCAACACAACUUGUAUUGGGUUGCAGUGGGCGCCCCCUAGACAGAACAUCGAGUCGGUCCAUUCGUAUGUGGUAGGUAGGGUGGGGGGGGGUGACAGGGCUGCAGUGGGUGCCCCCUAG